AUGGGAAGUAACGAUGCAGAAAGAAGGCCACAAAGCAAAGGGCUUGGCAAGUUUCUUAAGGAGCAAAGAGGACGGGUUUACAUCAUCAAGAGAUGUGUGGUGAUGCUGCUUUGUUGGCAUGACUAA
Molecule: messenger RNA, 126 nt
Organism: Erigeron canadensis
Lineage: Eukaryota; Viridiplantae; Streptophyta; Magnoliopsida; Asterales; Asteraceae
Product: small polypeptide DEVIL 4-like
Exons: 1
Coding region: 1-126 (41 amino acids)
Biological process (GO): negative regulation of cell population proliferation
Source: RefSeq, a predicted model, not a curated record